AUGGGAGCAAAAAAGAGCAAGGAGGUGGGAGAAAAACUGAGCGAAGAAUCGGAAGAUUAUAAUUCCGCUGACAGUAACUUUGGUUCUGACACAGAGGCUGGAUAUACAAGAAUUGGGGACAACUAUACUUCUCUGGAUCAGAAGCUCUUCAGCCGGCAAAGUACCAAAGUACCCUUUAAGCAAAAAAAAAAAAAAAAAAAAUUACAAAUUAACCCCGAAAUUUUCAUAAGCCCCAAAAAUGAAACUUUGAGAAAUUUCAAUUCAGUCCUUGAUAAUAUAUUUUGUGUUGUAUUGAAGGUUGAAAGUGCUCUUAGGAAAUAUGGUUGGGAUUCGUCGAACCUGAUAGUAGGCAUCGACUUCACAAAGAGCAAUGAGCAAUCGGGGAGGGAAUCUUUCGGCGGGAGAUGCCUUCAUCACAUCACUGAUAAUAAUAAUGAUGAAGCGAACAAUAAUCUUUUGAAUCCCUACGAACACGCGAUUCAAAUCAUCGGAAGCACGCUUUCGUCUUAUGAUGAGGAUAAUCAAAUCCCUUGUUUUGGCUUCGGUGAUGUUAGUACAAAUGAUCAACAUGUGUUCAGCUUUUAUCCAGACAGCCGUCCCUGUAAUGGAUUUGAGGAGGCGCUUUCUCGUUACAGAGAGAUCGUUCCAAAUGUUCAAUUAUCAGGGCCUUCGUCAUUUGCACCAAUAAUCGAAACUGCUAUUGGGAUAGUUGAUCAAAGUGGUGGCCAAUAUCAUAUUCUUCUGAUUAUAGCUGAUGGCCAGGUGACACGAAGUGUGGAUACUGAAGCAGGGAAGCUAAGCCCUCAAGAGCAAAGCACGGUUAACGCAAUUGUCGAAGCAAGCAAAUACCCGUUGUCGAUAAUCUUUGUUGGAGUUGGAGACGGGCCGUGGGAUAAAUUGAUCGAGUUCGAUGAUAAUAUUCCAAUACGGGCUUUCGACAAUAUUCAGUUUGUGAACUUCACAGAAAUCAUGUCAAGUAAUGUUGACCUGCCGGAGAAGGAAGAAAAGUUUGCCCUGGCUGCACUAAUGGAAAUCCCUAUACAAUACAAGGCCAUACGUGAACUCGACCUCUUAAGCAAACAUAUAGGAAGUAGAAUGAGGACUCCGUUACCGCCUCCGUCAGAAAAUCUUUACCCGGAUUUGACGGAGUUGGACAGCCACUAUAGCCCACAUUUUGGAGGAAGUUCUUCAAGUCACAAGUGAUAAUCUCUCCAAGAACUAUUUGAAGUGUAUUUUACGUGUGAGAAUAUGGGAGGAGAACA
Molecule: messenger RNA, 1262 nt
Organism: Erythranthe guttata (spotted monkey flower)
Lineage: Eukaryota; Viridiplantae; Streptophyta; Magnoliopsida; Lamiales; Phrymaceae
Source: RefSeq, a predicted model, not a curated record